Messenger RNA from Clarias gariepinus (North African catfish), 2063 nucleotides. It is a transcript of the gene pbx2, whose product is annotated as pre-B-cell leukemia homeobox 2. Gene Ontology annotation, molecular function: RNA polymerase II cis-regulatory region sequence-specific DNA binding; DNA-binding transcription factor activity, RNA polymerase II-specific. Gene Ontology annotation, biological process: eye development; animal organ morphogenesis; embryonic organ development. The transcript has 9 exons. The coding region runs from base 115 to 1356 and encodes 413 amino acids. Gene Ontology annotation, cellular component: nucleus. Lineage: Eukaryota; Metazoa; Chordata; Actinopteri; Siluriformes; Clariidae. The record is from RefSeq and is a predicted model, not a curated record.
UGUGAAUCCACAGGAGAGGGUGUGUGCUUGUGUGAACUCCUGCUGCCACGCACACACACACACACACACACACUAACAACAGCUGGCUCGGUUUAGAUUAAUGUGACGCUCGGUAUGUUGCAGCAGCAGCCUAUUACAGGCAACGGGCCCAACUCAGGCCGGGGGCUCGCGUUGAACGCUCACCCGGGAAUGCACGCCCUGAACUCGGUGCACGCUCCGCCACAACACCGGCCCGAUGGCGACGCGGGCCUCGAGGGAACAGAAAACGGGCAUGAAAACAGACGGGACAUUGGGGAUAUUUUGCAGCAAAUUAUGACCAUCACCGACCAAAGUCUAGACGAAGCCCAGGCGAAAAAACAUGCCCUGAACUGUCACCGAAUGAAACCGGCUUUAUUCAGCGUGCUUUGCGAAAUUAAAGAAAAAACAGGUCUGUCCAUGCGAAACGCGCAGGAGGAGGAGCCGCCGGAUCCGCAGCUCGUCCGACUGGACAACAUGCUCCUGGCCGAGGGCGUGGCCGGCCCGGAGAAAGGAGGAGGAGCCGCCGCCGCCGUCUCCGCUGCGACCAGCUCGGGCGGCAUGUCUCCGGACAGCUCUCUGGAGCACUCGGACUACAAACAGAAGCUGAGCCAGAUUCGCACGAUCUACCACACCGAGCUGGAGAAAUAUGAGCAGGCAUGCAGCGAGUUCACCACCCACGUCAUGAACCUGCUGCGCGAGCAGUCGCGUACGCGGCCUGUGUCGCCGCGCGAGAUCGAGCGCAUGGUGGCCAUCAUCCACCGCAAGUUCAGCUCCAUCCAGACGCAGCUUAAACAGAGCACUUGCGAGGCGGUCAUGAUCCUCCGCUCCCGCUUCCUGGACGCCAGGCGCAAGAGACGCAACUUCAGCAAGCAGGCCACGGAGGUGCUGAACGAGUACUUCUACUCGCACCUGUCUAACCCGUAUCCCAGCGAGGAGGCCAAGGAGGAGCUCGCCAAACAGUGCGGCAUCACCAUCUCUCAGGUGUCCAACUGGUUUGGCAACAAGAGGAUCCGCUACAAGAAAAACAUCGGCAAGUUCCAGGAAGAGGCCAACAUUUAUGCCAUGAAGACGGCCAUGGGGGCGACGCAGAGAGAGGGAUCGCCCCAAACGCCCAACUCUACCGGCUCAGGGUCCUUCUCCCUCUCAGGGUCAGCUGAUCUCUUCCUCGGAGUUCCUCCAGUGAACGGAGAGCAGCCUGGUUACCACAUGGGGGCUCAGGACUCGCGCUUUUCAGAAAGACUCUAUAGUCCCAGAGAGAGCCGGACUAACGGAACCUGGCAGGAACAGAACACGCCUCCCUCUCCACCCGGAAGUGAGGCCUCCGACAAUUCAGACUGAUGGCCACCGCCGUUCCCUGACGCGUCUGAGAGACAAGGAGAUAACGGAGAGAACGAUGGUCACUCUUCUGCGAAAGUGCAGUGUUUUUAGUUUUGUUUAGUUUUUUUUUCCUUUAAGGGAAAAAAGGUCAAUAUCUGGAAAGCGUGUGCACAAAAGAGAGAGACACUAAGGAAAUGUCUUUUAUUUAGACUCAUGUACUCGGAUGUUUUUUUUUUUUAAUUAUAAUUUUUUUGUUUAUAGUUUUGUUUAUUUUUUUCCAUCACUACUUCCACUAUACGUUACUGCAAUAUUUGGGUUUUGAAGAAGAAGGGGAAUCUUUGUAAGGUGCAUCAAGUCUGCUUUUCUUUAUAACUAUAGUACUAUUGUUACUGAUAUCACUGCUACUCUAAACCUGUAUUGUUUCUUUUUAUUUUUUUUUGACGCUCAGAUAGAGAUGAAUUGGCAUGGCUAAAAGGGGCAAUAGAGAAUAAUCCAAAGAUCGUUUUGUCUUUUGUUUUUGUGUGUGGGUGUGUGUGUGUGUGUGUGUGUGUGUGUGUGUGUGUGUUUCUCUUUUUUUACUGUGUGUACCUGUUUUCCGAAUGGGGUGUGCUUACCGUCUUUAUUUUACGGUUUGAAUGCGUAUAUCAACAGUGCUGUCUUUCUCUGUACAGUGAAACACCUGUAUUCUCUACCUCUUUUACAAUAAAGACUGUCUGUGUACACAUUCA